This is a messenger RNA of Amoebophrya sp. A120, 10559 nucleotides long. The record is from the annotation of a GenBank genome assembly. Lineage: Eukaryota; Dinophyceae; Syndiniales; Amoebophryaceae.
GCCUCGUCUGGUCGUCGUUCUUGUUCAAUAACGUGAAAUACCAACCCAUUACGAACUGUUGUCCGUCUUCCUAAGGCCCAAAUAGAGGAUUGCUAAAGCACAGUCCGGGCGUCGACCAAAUUGGCUACAGAGAAGAUCUUUUUCUUUCGUCAGUCCUCCUCGUCGUUUUUAUUUUGCUACAGAGAAAUUUAACCCAUCCGCGGGUUGUUUCUCCGGUCGUUUCUUGGAACCAGCUUCACCUGGUCGCGUCACCCGUGUGCUCGCGCGUUGGUGUGGUAGGUUCUAGUUGCUUUUUCUUCUUUUUCAUCUUCUACAAACCGCACAGAAAGUCUACUGGUCUCUGUCAAAGCACGAGCCGGUAGUAUUUUGGAGGGCUAUCUGGUAGCUACCGACACGAAACCGCAAGAAGGACCGGAAAGAGAGCCAGGUCACUAGUUGUGUCGCACAACGCCCCGCUAUUCAGCGAUACACUGUCAUCAUGAUUCAGGACGCAGUCUCGCAGAUUUUCGGCGACUGUACCUGGUUGAUUCUGCUGGUAGUGAACCUCCUCCUGUUCUACAAGUUCCUGGCCUCCUGGACCGGGUAUGUGUUGUCGCCGGGCGACCCACCCGCAUCGUUUCUAUCACCGACUGCGGUGGUGCCCAGGGUUGGAAAAAAGGUAAUUUUGUUUCAAUGCACAAGGACAAGUUGCAUGACAGCGUAGUACUCGUGCAUGAGCAGACGAGUCGUGUAGUUGACUCGUCUUCUUGUUUGGUUUUAGUACUACAACCAGGGCAAGAACAUAAGCGCGAUCACAUUCACUUUCAGAGAUGAAAACAAUUCCACAGGCCCCGCAACCAAAACACGUGGGGUUGAUCAUCGCCCAUCCGGAUGACGAGGUGAUGUUCUUUCUCCCCACUAUCAUCCGUUUGCUGGAAACGAAUCACGUGAUUCACUUGUACAGUGUCACCAAUGGGAAUUUCGACGGUCUCGGCCCCGUCCGGGAGAAGGAGCUGCGGCAAUCGUGUAAGUACCUCCACCUCGCCUCCUGCACGAUCGGGGACUUCGCAGAUGGCUCCGUGGGGAAAACGGCGAGUGAUAAGUUGCAGUUGGUCAACAGCGUCAAGAAGUUCGCGGCCGGGAAGAAACUCGAUUUGCUGCUCACCUUCGACCAAUUCGGUGUUUCCUCGCACCCGGACCACAUUGCCUGUUGUCGUGCCGUGGAGGCGUUGCUGACGACGGGGCCGGUCGGAACGGUCAAGCACUACGGGUUCCUGCAAACCGUGCCGAUUUGGCGGAAGUACGCUGGGUGGCUGGAAUACUACGUGGUGGAAAAUUGUGACAAGCUACGGGCGCUGGCAGGUAAAGACAUGAGAAAACUUCUUGUGCAGGAGUUUGAUAUCCGUAGCUACGGCUAGUGUUGUUGAUUGCUCAAUCAGAAUUAGAACAUUUUGAGUCUCUGGCAGUUUUUGCGCCUCGGCCUCCACUUGGAAAAAAACCUCCUAAACAGGUGACCACGAACAGCCUGGUUCCCUUGCGAAAGUGGCUGCCGUGAACAGUAAAAAUGCGAACAAACACAAGCUACAACUCGACAGCCCUUUGUUCUGCGGUGCUGGAAGCAGCUUCGGUCAGCAAGUCUCCCUCACGCUCCCGAUUUCUCAGCAACUGACGGAAGCGGCUUUGCAAGUCUACUCACGAUUCGAUUACCCGUCCACGUUCAUCAAGUUUCUCGCUGUCCACAAGUCCCAGCUGGUCUGGUUUCGCUACCUGUAUUGCUGUUUCUCCAGUUAUUUUCUGGUGAACAAGGUGGCCUGGGUUGACGCGGAAACCGUGCAGAAGUCACUGAAGGCACCGCCGCUCGGUGACACUUCCGGAACUACGAGCCUAACAACGUCUUCAAACAAUAGCGGCAAACAAGGGCGUCGUGGGGGCUCGACGACUUCUACUUCGACUGCGAAAAACAGCAAGCGUUCGAACUCGAAAGUGGGCUCCGGCUCAUCUACUUCGGGUACUACUAAGAAUGGCAGCACAAUUGGCCGCGUGACGAGCCAGAUUAACGCCGUCGCUUCAUCUCUUGCCGGAGACGGUGCAUCAAAGCAGGCGGUGUCGUCCGGGACUGUGGGCGGCGCACCAGUGUUUCAGGAGGACAACCAGGAGCAGAACUGCAAUGCGGCGCAGAACAGCUCGAUCGGAAAUAAAAAGAAGGAAAACAACAUGGACAAUAAAUGCGAUGGUGACCACGGGAAACCAAAAAACGAAUCACCUAACCAAGAAGAAAGACUGCCCGCUAACGUCGGGGGCGAGAAAACGGGGUCGACGUGCGAAUUUUCCGCUACUGGCGAAGGAAAUGUUGCCUCUGCUGCAGAUCAUGCUUCUGCUCAGCCAGCAGCAACUCCUGGUGCGGCCGCUGCUGCUGUUCCGCAAUACAGCAAUAUCGUGAAUGAUAUCAACGAAUACGAGCACGACAGCUCGCUGCAGUACGACUCCAGCACCGACAACACCGACGACAGCACCACGGACAUGCCGGACACCGAUACCAGUUGCCUCACCACGACCACUAUGGCGUUCUCAAAUGUUACACUCUCAACUGUUAAAUGAACUUGCGAUGCAAAAUUGGGAGAAGGGAAAGGGGGAAGGUUGCACCUGUAGCAUUACAAAUUCGGCACAGAUUUAGGCGCGGUUUAGCCCUUCGCAAGUUUGUCAUGCGGAGCAGCUUGAUCGUGAGGAUGAUGAUGCUGCUUUUGCAUGACAAAUCGUGUUACAGUUGAGAACGUAACAGUUGAGAAAGCCAUAACCACCACCAACACCUUCGGCCUCACCCCGGCGUCCUGCCACAAUCGCACCAAAAGGCUCUCGACUUCCACCGCUGGGCCACUGCUGCACGCGAUGAACAGUAAUUUUUAUGCCUCGUCGCCGGAAAAAGAGAAGCAGGGAACUACUACACAGACUGGUGGUACUCCUACGAAGCAUUGUUCAUCUGCGGAAGAUGUUUUACAGGACCUCGAAGCGACCCCGGCCCACCAGCCGGACGUCAGUACGCACGCGGUGAUGCCCGCGGCCCGAUCGAGAACCUCCUCGAAGCAACAACCGGAAUUCGACGACGUUGACACAACGAUGGCUACGACAGCGGACAAGACGGGGAGUAAGCAUGUAUUGUUGAACAAAGACGGCGAAGUACAAGACCAAAAUGGUCGUGGUCCGAGUGGUCCUCUGGUCAACGGGGAUGGUCAAGAUACCAGCACUGUGGAAACUGAAACUUUGCAGUCGCAGGAGAAAAAGAAGGCGUCUCCGCGGCGGGAGCAGAUCCAGAAAGAGAAGUUUGGUGACGUUUCUUCGAUCCACGAAAAUUCUCUGAUUGACCUGGUCGAGCAUUUGACCGAAGACGUGUCGCCGAUCCUUGACGUGGCAGGAGCUCCCGUGGCCGUCGUCAUGCCUUCUUGUUCUGCUGAUCUGCAGGGCGGGGUUAUAAUCGGAGGUGUUGCGAACAAAAAGGAUCUCGAUCGAGUCGCGGAGGAGCAAGAUGAUGAAGAACAGCAAAUAACCGGUACUACUAGUUGUAGCAGAACCGCAAGCCGCACCAAUCAACAAGUCCACACGACGAUGAACAAAAAGUUGAGCGGUAAAAAGGCGAAAAAGAGUAAGGCUCUGGCUCUGCUGUCCAAACCGACUUCUCUUGUCCCGACAGUCACAUCCGGGAGAUCUUCUUCCACCGUCACCACCACGACCACGAUGAAAAGCACUUCUGAAGACACGGAAGUGGCAGACACUGAAGCUGCAGCGGAAAAGAAAAAGCUUUGCUCCGACAAGUCCUCAGACAAGAAGAACAGUAAGAAGGAGCUGCAAGCAGACGCGUCUUGCUCAGCCAAAGAAGAGGAUCAACAAAACGACGCUCUUACAACCUCGGAGGGCGCUGAUGAUCUCCUAAACAUCAACAUUACGGAAAAUGAACAGCUGCCGGAAGUUGCAGAGGACAACAAAAAUGACAUGGAAAUGCAGAUGGAUGAAAAUGACCGAUUGCUGAGCCGCAAUAACGACGAGAACCCGCUUGAGGAUGGAUCUUGCCUCGAGGAUUUGGAUACCGACAAGAUGAACAGCAGUGUUUCGCGCAUCAAAAAGAUCGCGGACCGCAUCAUGGACGGACCCAAAUUAAAGCUCCCCAUCGAGCGCCGCCGGUCUCCGAUCGAGAAAAAGCACGGGAAAGGUAGCGACGAAUCGGACAUCAAGAAAGGGAUUUUUUCCUCGCUGAAACACUCGCAGUCUUGGACGUUGGAGCCGAUGGCGGAAGUGCUGCCGGGAACGACUUCGCUGGAAGAAAUGAGCGAACUGAAGCUGCCCUCCUGCGGGGGUGGUGGAGGCUACCAGGAUGUGGAGAUGAAAAAACGAACCAACUCGAAGGAGCUUGCUUCUUUGUCCCAAAUGACGAGUAAGUACGGUACCAUCGGCCAGAGCGCCGCCGGCGGGUUGAGUGCAGUUGUUGAUAGCAAGAUCGGUUCCAAGGUGGGAGGUGUCGGUAGUUCCGGAUGUAUUAAACAUGAAGGCUCGUUGGCGGUAACGAAAGCGGCGAAGACGGAUUGUUGGCUGGCCUUAGAGAACAAGAUCGACAACAAAAAAUUCGGGAAAAAAAACAAGGACUUCUGGGCCUACUCCGCAAGCGAAAAUGAGCCCAGUACAUGAUGAUGAUGAAUGCAGUUUGUCUACAAGCGAGGACGUGACUCAUUCUUAUCAAUUAUACCAAACGAAAAAAUGGGCCACAGCCAAAUUUUCAAAAUUUUUCCCGGACGGGCCGGCCCGCAGGCCCGGGGCCGACGGAUUCCCGCGGUGGAAGAGGCGCAUAUCGGUAGGCGGCAAUCGUUGGCAGGCCGCAGCCAAAGCGGCUCUGCGCUAUCCUCUGCAACCCUCGGCCAGGCGGGGCGUUGGGUUAUGGCGCUGCCCGGCUGGGAAAAGCUGCGCCGGCGGGGGGGCCAUGCGAGCUGAUUCUCGGCGUUUUCCCUGCAGAAGCCGCCCACUUCCGAAAAAUCGGCCACAGGACAGAGGGGUGCCACGAAAUUGACUGCCUUGUGCUGCUGUGGCCGAUUUUUCGGAAACCCCUUCCACCGAUGGUAUGGCCGUUUCCGAAAAAUCUGCCACAGCAACGAAGGGCACCCCCUGAAAGCACCCCGUGAAGGGGGGUGCCUUCAGUGAUGCCCAGAUGUCUCUCCUGGAGUUCCGACCGAGAAGCCAGCAAUAGUCUUGCCAUCAGGCAGGUCAGAUGGAGAGUACUUGACUUCAAUAGGUCGCCGAUAUUACCGUGGUGCGACGUCGGAGGUGGAGGCCAUCUGCAGGCCCGCCAACCCGUGAUCCUCGCCCCGGCCUGGGAAAAUACGCACUGGCAGAAGUGCUCCAUCUCGAGAACUCACAUUGGUCAUCUUAAUCGGAAAAACAAAAUUUUGAAAGUUUGGCUGUGGCCCAUUUUUUCGUUUGGUAAAUUACUUAUCUUUAUCAUGGUGUGUGAGUGUGGUGCAAGUCAAAAAACCAAUACAAAAAAUGCAGGUAGCUUUCUCUCCGAGGAGCCGAGCACGCUUCUGUUCGGGAACAGCCCUAUCCCCACUGUGGAAGAGACUUUGUGCUUUGUAGACCGCGAUCCUGCCGAAACCAGCGCUGUGCAGACCCGGAAAUCCGAGGGGCGCAGCGGCCGGCGCCGAGGCUACAUGUCGUUAGAAACUUCGCGCGAAUUGAAGAAAAAGAUGAUGAACCAGGAGGCUGCUGAUGCCCUGGACAACUCGCUGUUGGGAGGAAAUUUGAACAACUCUUUUGCCGCAGCUGCUGCGGGAGUUGCAGCGGGCACGGCUGACGAGAACAACACGACCAAGGGGGCAGCAGGAGCUACAACUAACAGUACAUCAGGAACAAAUAAGGGAACGACCACUGGAGGACCAAACACCUACUCCUGGGCUGACACUACGCUCUCCCCGUCCGACGGGGAGCACGACAACUUCGGCACUGCUAACACCAACACGACCUCCGCUACUGGUAUUUCAUCUUCCAAGAAUAUCUACAAGGCUAAGCCAUGGAUGAACGCAUCGCCUGCAGGGGCUGCUUCUGCUGGCGGUGCAUCUUCCAAUGCGGGUGGAGGCGCUACAGGAGCUGCGAACAAUGCAGGGAGCGGAACCGGCAGCAACAGUUCCAACCACCGAAACAACCUUUCAUCUUCGCAAUACAACAGUACCAAUGACUACGGCUAUAAUCAGCACGGGCAGCCGUACCACGGGCACCAGCUUCAACACGGAAAACGCGGCAUAAUUGGGAACAAUACUUCUGGGUCUGCUUAUUACAACAACCGAAACAAUCACUACGGGAUGAACCACAGCGGUCAACAGCAUCAAGCUCGCGGUCGGGAUCAACACACAUCGAACAGCCGUUACAACAACAACUUCCAGCGCGGCUACGGUCACCACGGUUCCUUUGAAAAGUCUGGCUAUGGGAGCCAGCAAGGCGGGAGGAACAACGGCGCAAGAGGAGCGCCGGCUUGGCCCGGGGCGACACCCAACUCGAUGAACUCGGACCAACACUUCACACUGAUCGACAGCAAAUCGCUCUCUGCGUGCAGCUCCACCGCAGGCACGGUCGGUUUGGGAAUCAAUUGGGACAACGAGACCAACUACCCGCCCGGGAACAUGACCACCUCGAUCAACAACAUCGUGCGGGCCGCGAACGAGGGCAGCUGCAACGAUCUUCUUGGUGUAGUCGGCCCUUUGAGCGCCGGAGCGAUCGGAGGACCUGGUGGGCUAUUAAGUGGAGCCACAGGAGCUCUUUCCACCACUACUGCUGGUGUGACCACGACCACCAGUACCAACGCCUUACAGCAGCAACUUCUCGGCACGGCGACGACACCGGCGACAAACCUGAUGAACGGCUUGGACUCGGUAGUUUCCUCGACUGGAGCUGCAGUUCUUGUGCCAUCCCCAGCAUUCGCGCAUGCGCACUCUUCGCCAGCUAUCGUGCAAGGAGAUCAGCUGCUUGCUGUGCAACAGCAGUUAAUCGAGCUAGACCAAGGCGGUGGAGGCCAAGGGUUACAGCUUUUCACCACGACAAAUAACGGGACAACAAACCACAGGACUUUCAACCAAAGCCAGCUGGGACAGGAUCUGAUGUUUCACACGACGACGUCCAGCAAUAAUUCUUCGAACGGCAUGGAUGGAACUACCAACGUUAUUGAUUUGACGUCCUUGCAACAAAUUCUGCAACGAUCGAGCACCACUGGCAUCGGUGCAACUUCUGGAACCACAACCUGCGCAGCUUCGACGACCACGAACACCGCGAGCUGUAGCAUUCUUGCGGGCAGCAACCAACCGGCGCCGGCGUCGACAACUCUUUUGGCGAACAGCAUCAUGCAAACACCGAAUAACUCCGCUUCCGAGCAGCAGCAGCAGCAGCAGCUUCAGGCGAACAACACGAUCAGCACGGCAUUAGGGUUGGGCAAUACGGGAGCCAGUACCCCCCACGCAGAGCAACCCCAGCAGCUUUCGCAGCAGCAGCUGCAGGAGCUCGCGAGCUUUGCGGCCAGUAUGCCGCCCUUGACCACGAAUCUGCAGCUUGUCGGGGCGGCUGGUGCCACGACUGGAACGAAUGGCCAGCAGGAACAACAACAAACGGCACAAAUCCUGCAACAGAACCUGAAUGGUUGUGCCCAUCAUCUACUGAGUACAACUGGCGGCGAUUUGCUGAGCUCUGUCUCGGCCGACACCUGUGCGAGUUCCGGAAACAAUAAUUGCGUAAUUUCUAACACGACCAGCUGCACGACAGCGACCCAGCAACUCGUUCCGCUUCCUAUGGAGACGAGCCAAUCCUUCGUCGGAACAGCGUCAAACCAAAAUCCUCUUUCGCACUGUCCUUCUCUGCAGUUGAACUUCAAUAAUGGCGGAGCUGGAUCAGGACUGGUGUCUACUUCCAACGGGCACCAGCAAUCUGCAGCCCACAACAACAUGUACAACGCAGUGGAACACCAGCAUCAGCAACAGACAAACCAGGGUAUUAACACCACGACGUCCACGGCCCCCUCGGUCUGCUGGGCGGAAACUCUUGGGCAACUCUCCGGGUCCGAGGUCAACAGCCAUGACCUCGUCCGCCAGCUGAUUUCGCAGCGCCAGCAGCUCGAGCAGCAGCCGUCUGUCUGUGCCGCGGCGCCGCCCCCGGCUGCGCCGCAACCGUUAAUCCCUCUGUUUACGAAUCCGCUGAACCCGACUAAUGCCGUGAUUCCGCCGUUAAACGACAACGCGUUCGCAUCGAGCUCGAAUGCAAAUAUUAACUCCUCUGUUCUUAGUACAGCAUCCGAGGGAGCAGGAGCAGGUAACGAAAAUGUUUCGUCAGUCAGCUUCACGGCUGGUCUCAGGACGAACAACGAGCUCCAUCCUCAUUCUGCGAGUCCCAGGCGCGCAACCAGCACACCGCCUGCGAGAUCCGCGAGCUUCGGCAGUCUACCCCCCUGCAUGGCAUGAUGGUGGAAAACGGAAAACUUCUACACGAUAUAGAUUUAAAUUUUGAUGUGAAUUUCUUUCAAAUGUGAUAUAGGCGCCUCAUGAUUCAUUGGCGAUUUAUUCCAAUAUUGCGUGUGAAAAUAUGGAAAAUUUGAUUUUCCGCCAUUCUCUUUCCCUACUAAUCUUUGGAAAAACCACUAGUACUACCCGUCUUGCACUGGUCAAUUUUGCCUCGGAGAUGGCGGAUCACUCUUCUACCUGCAGGGUGGCAGAAUUCCUGCUGCGCUCGAGCAGAAGCAGAAGGUGAACCGUCGUACUACCGAGAUACGUACAAUUUGUUUCGAAUGAUGUCGUAGUUAAAAAGUUUACCGUGAAAUACAACUACAAAAAAAAUCUAUUAGUACUUCUACAAUUUGUUGACUACGUUUAUCUCGUUUUCUGUUUCCGUUUCGCUCUUAUUCCACCUCCAUCACAUGUUUUGCAAGAUUUGUCGUGUUUGUAUCUCGUCGUCUCUCUUAGUCGUCGCGAUACGAAAACGCUUUUCCGGCGGAAGAAAGAAACUAAAGCCGCAGGAACGAGGUGGUUCCAGUGUGGUUGAUCUUGAUACAUGCUAAGCAGCUGCAGCUCCUCAACAAUGAUGUUGACGUUGUGAGAAAGGUAUAUCUGGAUGUUGACGUCGCUCGCCUUUUAAGAAUAAAGGAACAAUGUAGAGUCGCUGUGGAUUGCUUCCUGGCACUAACGUUAAUCAUGAGAAAUAUUGGUUAUUUUUCGGAAUCAAAACGUGCUACACGACAUGAAAAAUCGUUGUCGCAGCAGGGGGUUGCGUAGCCAGUCCGAAUAGUAGAGGAUGAUGAAAGCUCGUUGUUGUACUGAAAGCUUAUCGACGAAAACAGACAGAAAUACAAGCUGGAAAAGAAAAAAAUAUUUUCGUGCGAGAAGCAAUAGCUGCUUCCUCGCGGAAAUGAAAAUUCUAAGUUUGAUGGAUGAAGGCUGGUGCUGCAACCGUGCCCAGCAGAAGCACCUGUAGCAGCCAGUCUUCGAAAGCUAGUAAACUACAUAGUUGUACUAGCUGACAGAAACAGAAUAAGCAUUGAGCAGAUUGACGGUGCUGUCAUCUUGUGAAAAUGGAGGUGAUGAUGAGUGUUUAUUUUAUUUCACUUUAGCUGUAGGCGCUGGAUAUUUCCUUCAUCUUCAAGCAGAUGCAGUGUCGGGCUGACAGAACGGCGAGUUGAAGAGAAGUAGGAUAACAGGACGGCGAGUAAGCAGAAGCUCAUUCUUGUACUGUUAUCCCUAAAUUUCUUGCGGAGUCUCAGUCAGUACCGAUUUCGAUGUUGUUGCUGUUGAACUUUUCUACCAGUGCUAUCUUGUUGAAUACUUUGCUGUAAGUAUAUGAAAAUCAGAAUGUCAAUGUUGAAAAUUAUCCUUAAUGAACCUUUACCUUUGUUUGAAUCAACAGUUACUACUCACUACGUCAAUUUAGAAGGAAUAGAAAUUUUGCGGUAUUAAGAAUUCCGAAACGUAGCUGGUUGCAAUCCCGCCCCACUACCAGGGGCGAAAAUAGAAAAUGACUUCUGACUGCAAAAAUACAAACGAAACAGUUUGCUUCAGGCUUCACUCUUCUAUCUGAUUCCGUUUAUGUGAGGAUACUGUUGGAUUGUAUGGAAUUGGAGAGCCUUAUGCUUACGAUACCAGUAUCCGUUUCUAAAACUAUUCGAUAGAGAAUAAAAAUGGACGUUGGUGGAGGUUUGAAACAGCUUUCAUCCACUGUGUCCGCUGCUCUAGAUGAACUUCACUUCAAGAAAACAACUUUACUUUCACCUGAGUGGUUUUGUUCAAUCUAGUAUCUUCCUGUUCAGGUUCACGGACUUUUUCAAAAACGAAGGGGAGACUGUCACGAAACAGGUCGUUGUAGUUGUUCAAGUAGAACGCUAACGCAAUCUGCAGUUGUUGCGAAGAUCAAGAACAUCAAACGCAAACACGACGAAAUAUAUGGCUUCUUGAUCGUUGUCCACACUCCCACAAGUUUUUCACUACCAAUUUUCUAUGUAUCUCUUUCGUGCUCUUACUCUUUUGGUUUCCACCAGCAACCAACGCUCCACAUUUUUUAACGUGCUAUUGCCUACUUAC